UCAUGAGAGACAGAAUGUGGAAAAAAAUAAACAGAAAAUCACAUUGUUUGAUUUUUAAAGAAUUUAUUUCCAAAGUAGAGUGGAAAAUAAGUAUUUGGUCACCUACAAACAAGCAAGAUUUCUGGCUAUCAAAGAGGUGUAACUUCUUCUAACAAGGUCUAACGCGGCUCCACUUGUUACCUGUAUUAAUGGCACCUGUUUUAACUCAUUAUCGGUAUAAAAGACACCUGUCCACAACAUCAGUCACUCACACUCCAAACUCCACUAAGGCCAAGACCAAAGAGCUGUCGAAGGACACCACAGACAAAAUUGUAAACCUGCACCAGGCUGGGAAGACUGAAUCUGCAAUAGGUAAAACGCUUGGUGUAAAGAAAUCAACUGUGGGAGCAAUUAUUAGAAAAUGGAAGACAUACAAGACCACUGAUAAUCUCCCUCGAUCUGGGGCUCCAUGCAAGAUCUCACCCCGUGGCGUCAAAAUGAUAACAAGAACGGUGAGCAAAAAUCCCAGAACCACACAGGGGGACCUAGUGAAUGACCUACAGAGCGCUGGGACCACAGUAACAAAGGCUACUAUCCGUAACACAAUGCUCCGCCAGGGACUCAAAUCCUGUACUGUCAGACAUGUCCCCCUGCUGAAGAAAGCACACGCCCAGGCCCGUCUGCGGUUCGCUAGAGAGCAUUUGGAUGAUCCAGAAGAGGACUGGGAGAAUGUUUAAUGGUCAGAUGACACCAAAAUAGAACUUUUUGGUCGAAACACAGGUUCUCGUGUUUGGAGGAGAAAGAAUACUGAAUUGCAUCUGAAGAACACCAUAUCCACUGUGAAGCAUGGGGGUGGAAACAUCAUGCUUUGGGGCUGUUUUUCUGCAAAGGGACCAGGACAACUGAUCUGUGUAAAGGAAAUAAUGAAUGGGGCCAUGUAUCGAGAGAUUUUGAUUGAAAAUCUCUUUCCAUUAGCAAGGGCAUUGAACAUAAGACGUGGCUGGGUCUUUCAGCAUGACAAUGAUCCCAAACACACAGCCAGGGCAACAAAGGAGUUGCUUCGCAAGAAGCAUUUCAAGGUCCUGGAGUCUCCAGAUCUAGACCCCAUAGAAAAUCUGUGGAGGGAGUUGAAAGUCUGUGUUGCCCAACAGCAGCCCCAAAACAUCACUGCCCUAGAGGAGAUCUGCAUGGAGGAAUGGGCCAAAAUACCAGCAACAGUGUGUGAAAAGCUUGUGAAGAGUUACAGAAAAUGUUUGGCCUACGUUAUUUCCAAGAAAGGGUACAUAACAAAGUAUUGAGAUGAACUUUUGGUAUUGACCACAUGCUUAUUUUCCACCAUGAUUUUCAAAUAAAUUCUUUAAAAAUCAAACAACGUGAUUUUCAGUUUUUUUUCCAACAUUCUGUCUCUCAUGGUUUAGGUUUACCCAUGUUGACAAUCACAGGCCUGUGUAAUAUUUUCAAGUGGGAGAACUUGCACAAUUAGUGGUUGACUAAAUACUUAUUUGCCCCACUGUAUAUCCCUGCUUCAUAAAGGCUUUGUGUCACCUGAAACGGAAGGCACUCUGAAAGGUCAGAGAACAAAGCUUACUAUACAGUGUUCAUGUGUUUGCGCCUCCCUGUUUCUCAUUAAAGCCUUGUGUAGUCCGAUAAAAUCAAAUCCGUUUUGUGUAGAAAUUCGAGCCGCUCAACACAAUUUACUUUCAUACAGUCAUGCUUUUGCUUUUGAUUCAAAGGAGCUCUCAAUAGCCUUUCCAAGAAGGAUUGUAUUGGCUAUUAUUAAUAUGGAUGUGCAGCUAGUAGAAUUUGGAAUAAUCUAUAUAUGGGAUCUUAUAGUAUUGGAUGUGCCUAUAUGGUGGAACAGAAUAACAUGAUUGCUGUGCCACUGCUAGAAUGAUUGUAAUCAACUAAAAUUUCAAUAAACUUAAAACACUUACUACAUAAAUAUUGGUACUAUUCUUUUUGUUAUCACGCUGAUUUCAAGCCACCAGUUUCUUGUUGAUGUGCAUGAAGGUUGCGUUAUACAUAAACAAAAUACUGUAUAAUGAUUUGCAAAUCCUUUCUAACCUAAAGUACAAUAUAUUCAAUCAAAUAUAUCAAAAAGAACAAAAUAUUUUAUAUUUGGAUCCAUCCAUCCAUCCAUCCAUCCAUGCAUGUUUUGGACACUCGGGUGAAGAGAGGGGCGGAGCUGUCAACUGAUCACCACCUGGUGGUGUGUUGGCUCCGAUGGCGGGGGAAGAUGCUGGCCAGACCUGGAAGGCCCAAAUGUAUUGUGAGGGUCUGCUGGGAACGUCUGGCAGAAUCCCCUGUCAGAAAGAGUUUCAACACCCACCUCCGGCAGAACUUCUCCCUUGUCCCAGGGGAUGUGGGGGACAUUGAGUCCGAGUGGGCCGUGUUCCGCACCUCCAUUGUUGAGGCGGCCGAUCAGAGCUGUGGCCGUAAGGUGGUUGGUGCCUGUCGUGGCGGCAAUCCCCGAACCGGCUGGUGGACACCAGUGGUAAGGGAUGUCGUCAAGCUGAAAAAGGAGGCCUAUCGGGCCUUUUUGGCCUGUGGAACUCCGGAGGCAGCUGACAGGUACUGGCUGGCCAAGCGGACUGCUGCUUCGGCGGUCGCCGAGGCAAAAACUCGGACAUGGGAGGAGUUCGGCGAGGCCAUGCAAAACGACUUCCGGAUGGCUUCGAGGAAAUUCUGGUCCACUAUCCGGCGCCUGAGGAGAGGAAAACAGCGCAUCAUUAACACUGUGUAUAGUGAAGAUGGUGUACUGCUGACCUCGACUCGGGACGUCGUGAGCCGGUGGGGAGAAUACUUCGAAGCCCUCCUCAAUUCCACCGACACGCCUUCCUUUGAGGAAGCAGAGUCUGGUGACUCCGAGGUGGGCUCUUCGAUCUCUGGGGUUGAAGUCACUGAAGCGGUUGGAAAGCUCCUCGGUGGCAAGGCCCCGGGGGUAGAUGAUAUCCGCCCGGAGUUCCUAAAGGCUCUGGAUGUUGUAGGGGUGUCGUGGCUGACACGUCUCUACAACAUCGCGUGGAAUCGGGGACAGUGCCUCUGGAUUGGCAGACCGGUGUGGUGGUCCCCCUUUUUAAGAAGGGGGACCGGAGGGUGUGUUCCAAUUAUAGAGGGAUCACACUCCUCAGCCUCCCUGGUAAAGUCUAUUCAGGGGUGCUGGAGAGGAGAGUCCGCCGAGAAGUCGAAUCUCGGAUUCAGGAGGAGCAGUGUGGUUUUCGAGCCGCUACUCUUCCGCGUAGCGAGGAGCCAGUUGAGGUGGCUCGGGCAUCUUGUUUGGAUGCCUCCUGGACGCCUCCCUGGAGAGGUGUUCCGGGCAUGUCCCACCGGCGGGAGGCCCCGGGGACGACCCAGGACAUGCUGGCGAGACUAUGCCUCUCGGCUGGCCCGGGACCGCCUUGGGAUCCCGCCGGAGGAGCUGGUUGAAGUGGCUGGGGAGAGGGAAGUCUGGGCUUCCCUGUUAAAGCUGCUGCCCCCGCGACCCGACCCCGGAACAAGCGGAAGAUAAUGGAUGGAUGGAUAUUCUACCAAAACUUUUUUUUCUUCACCGCAACACCAGGCACUGAGAGGCUGCAGCACUCUCAGCCCCCCACUUCCCGCGGCACUGUUCCUAAGGUAAAAAUGUUAAUUGGAAAUAGGUAAGUGUCAUGAAUGGGUGUAAAAACAGCAACCCUGAUAUCCUCAGUUGUUCACAAACAAGGCUAGAGCGAGGUUCGCCACUUUGUAAAGCACUGCAUAAGCAAAAAAUUUUGGACUAUUUUAAAGUAGCAUUUCUCAACAUACAAAUGCAAGUAAUUGUUGGAUCCUUUACGGGCCAUAAUAUAAUCAAAACAUUUCAGAGAAUCCAGAAAAAAAUUGCAUUAGCAGCAAGGCCAAAAACCAAAAUGAAAUGUGACACCACCUCGUCUUUGUAGUGUACUCAAUUGAAUGUAGGUUGAAAAGGAUUAGAACAUUAUUCUUUUUUUCAAUUGACAUUUUAUAUGGGAUUUGGAGUUGUACACCUUCCACGCAGACAGCUGAAAUGGGCUCCAGCUCACCUAUGACCCUAAUGAGGAAAAACACUAAGUUGUAGAAUUUACAAUGCUACAAUUUAUUCACUCUGAGGAAUGUUAUCAAAUAACGUGACACCACUGACUCAAUAACCAACUUAUAUUGUACACACCUCAAAUAGAAUAGUUUUGAGACAGCCAUCUAUCUACCUUAUCCUCCUGGGAUGCAGCAUCUGUUUACACAUCCUUCCUCACCUGAACGAAACAGGAGGGAUUAAAUAGGACCAGAGAGACAACGUCAGGAAAAAGGGUUCUAUUCAAAAGUUUUGCUGUCUCCACCCAUCUGGACAUAAAACCUUAGUCCUUGAAAGGAAAUAAUCUCCUCACAGUGUGACUUUUAAUGCAUGUUUUUUUGUUGGAAUGUUUUUUGAGCUUUAAGGGUAACAGUGCCAAAGGUUGAAAAGGAGGUUCUAAAAGGUAAGUUUUGUUAUUUCUAUUAUGUUAAACUAUCAUGGAGAAUCCAGUCAGACAACAAUGCUACAUUGAAAUAAAGAACUUUUUAAAUAUUAAGAAAUAUUCUUUGCCCAAGAGUGGUUUAUUGAGCUUUUCCUACACAAUGGCACAAACCAAUCAAAUUAGUUUUGAUCGAUCGUGUAAACAAAUAGAAUAUCAUUGAUUUAAAUUGGUUUUCAACUCUUUUAACUUAAUGAAUAACUUAAUAAGGUAGACAAAAUGUUGGACACAGCUUUCAUUUUGUCACAGUACAGUACUACAGUACAUCACUGCAACAUUUAUAAUUUUUUCAACUUAACCUCUUUGACUGAUCGAUAUGAAUUCGAAAGGGGAGAAUAUUUCUCAUAGCUAUUAUUUUGGGUUGUAUUAGAUUGUUCAAAUAUAGAUAGUCACUGGUAUCAGUUGAUGUCACAAAUACAGUAUAAUUAAACAUUCUAUUAUAGAUAAUAUUUAUAAUAUUUUAUCAACAUUUAUUCAUUUUUUGUAUUCUUCCUCUUUCAACCAACUUUCCUUUUGGCUGAGAGAUUCGAGCUGUGUUGUGGACUCUUUGUCAUGAGCCUACUGUGGGAUGGUUUCCGAGGCCAAACCUCUAUCAGCAUUUUAAAAAAGGUGGCAGACCCGCUCUUGUACAUCCGCAUCAUUUUAAUUACUGUAACUUCUCACAAACCCACGACUUCCUCUUCUUCGAUGUGUGAUGGAGAGGAAGUGGAGGAUUAACUGACGUGCCCUGAAUGGGACUGCCAGUGUGCAUUCAAUAGACAACGUGGCUGCUGGUGUGCCAACUUCGACCUGAGAGUUGGAGGAUGACCUCCUGCUAAGUGUGAAACUCUCUUCGACACUAUCCCGGUUGGGGGUCAGUAUCCUCGAUGUUAAUGGAGGAAUGAGGGUUGCAUUUACUGCUUUUUUGAGCCCCCAGACAAGCUGCCUCGGGCCUUUCACCAAGAACAGUCCCGUUCCUUACGAUGACAUCAUCCUAAACCAUGGUGGUGGAUUCAAUCCAGCUCUUGGCAUCUUUACAGCUCCUUGCUCAGGCCUCUACUCCUUCUCAUACUCUGUCUACUCCAAGCUAGGAGAGAGGAUGUACUACAAGGUGCAGCUGAUGAAAAACACUGAGGAAGUGGCCUCUACAUGGGAGGAAAACAGGGAGGACUCGGAAGACAACAGCUCUCAAGUAGUGUUGCUGUCCCUGAGUCAGGGUAUUCAAGUUUACGUGGAGCUGGUAAGCGGCAGGCAACUAUGUAGGAACGUUCGAGGCCUGAACUCAUUUACAGGCUUCCUGCUUUACCCCGCGUCGGCUUAGCUACGACCUUCCGAGUGUGUAAGGAUCGAAAUAUGAAAUGAUCAAGAAAUAAAAAGAAUAUGUAAUGCAAAAUGAACAAUGUAUGUACUGCAUGUAAAUCUUUUAAUACGCUAACCAAAAUGGAACCUGCAAUUAUCACAAGAAGCUCAGGGCAGCUAACAUCAAUGCAUACAGUAUGUUAUCUAAAUCGCAUUUAUCUGUUAGAGUUUUAUAUAACGUAUAGAUGAGUUUUAAUAGUAAACAUUUGAAUGGAGAGAUUUGAUCUCUCUUACGAUGGACUGCUUGAUGGCUGAGUAGUUAAAAACUACUAAUGCACAGGAUUUGGUUUGCAG
This is a messenger RNA of Corythoichthys intestinalis (scribbled pipefish), 6113 nucleotides long. RefSeq names its product cerebellin-3-like. Gene Ontology annotation, molecular function: protein binding. The record is from RefSeq and is a predicted model, not a curated record. NCBI's taxonomy places the organism in Eukaryota, Metazoa, Chordata, Actinopteri, Syngnathiformes, Syngnathidae.